This is a messenger RNA of Zingiber officinale, 1503 nucleotides long. RefSeq lists its product as uncharacterized. NCBI's taxonomy places the organism in Eukaryota, Viridiplantae, Streptophyta, Magnoliopsida, Zingiberales, Zingiberaceae. The transcript has 6 exons. Gene Ontology annotation, molecular function: protein dimerization activity. The record is from RefSeq and is a predicted model, not a curated record. The coding region runs from base 1 to 1503 and encodes 500 amino acids.
AUGGAGGCAUGGCUGGUGCAGGAAGUUGUCAAUGUUCAGCUUCAUAGGGCGGUUGGAAUUGUAGCAUCUGCUCUUGAAGUCCUACGCGAUCUCAUGCACCAGUUGCCAGAACGACAACUUCCGGAUCAGCCACUCCGUGCUAUUCUGGUACUUUCGGAUCUCUCCCUCAACACCACCAUGCCUGGAAAGAAGUGGUGUGGCUUCUUUACGCCACUAGUCGCGGGAUCUGACUUCCUAGGCACCUUGCUGCCAGUAGACUUCGCACCAUCUGCUUCGUCUGAAACACCAUUAUGUAUAUGUAGAAGAAUAGGAUGUCGAGUUGGAGAUGAGGCAUUUACUAAUUCAGGGAUGCAUAAUUGGAGAAAAGCAAUGGAAUUAUUUAAUACGCAUGUUGGUGGUGUAGCUAGUGCUCACAAUGAUGCAAGAACACAACUUGAGGCUUUUCAAAAUCAACGACAAAGUGUGUCACAUUUGCUACAAGCACAGGGACGUGGAAUGGAGAUUGCAUAUAGCACUCGAUUAACGAAGGCUAUUGAUGAAUUGUUUGCAAAACAUAAGUUGUCAUUAUCAAGAUUAAGAGGUCAAGGAUAUGACGGAGCUUCAAAUAUGCGAGGUGCUAAAAGCAAUCGAAUUGUGAGUGAUUUCUUCCAAUAUGUUACUAUGAUUAAAGGAGAUAUUGUUAGUGGUAAAGGAAAAAAUCAGGAGAUCAGUUUAAAACGACCAGGGGAUACUCAUUGGGGUUCACAUUACAUGACUAUUAUCCGUUUGAUGUCUACAUGGACUUCUGUUUUACAAGUGCUUGAAAAUAUGUAUGAUGAUGGCACUAAUGAUGAUAAUAAUAAUAUCGCCGCCAGUUUGAUUGAUAAGAUGGAGAGUUAUGAAUUUGUGUUUGUGAUGCAUUUGAUGAAAUCUUUAUUGGGAAUCACAAAUGAAUUGUCACUUGCCUUACAACAAAAGGAUCAAAACAUUGUACUAGCUAUCAGUUUGAUCAAGACAAUGAAAGUUCUUGAUAUGAUGGUUCAAGAGAUGAAUAAUCGGUUUUCAGAAUCAAGUACGGAGGUACUUACUUGCAUUGUUUGCUUAGAUCCAAAGGACUCUUUUUCUCAAUUUAAUAUUAGUAAGCUACUCCGCCUUGCUGAACUUUAUCCGGAGGACUUUUCAUUGACUGAUCGUGUAAUACUUGAGGACCAACUUGAGACUUACAUUCAAAAUGUGCGAGGUGAAUUUUCUAUGAUUGAAGAUUUGGGAAGUCUUGCUAAAAAGAUGGUUGAAACGGGCAAUAAUACAGUUUUUUCAUUGGUUUAUCGUUUGAUCGAGUUAGCAUUGGUUUUACCAGUUGCAACUGCUUCUGUUGAAAGGGUUUUUUCUGCUAUGAAAAUUAUCAAGACUGAUUUUCGUAAUAGGAUGGGGGAUGAGUGGAUGAAUGACAGUUUGAUAGUAUACAUCGAGAAGGAUAUUUUUGCCACAAUUGAAAAUGAACAAAUUUUACAACAUUUUCAAUAG